GCGUCUACUACCUUCGAAGCUUCCACCGGCAGUUCCCGGUGGAAUGUACGGCUGCGUUAGAUGAAGGGUUAUGAUACCCAUAGUGCAUGACCUUGGGAACACAUAAACAACGAACCGGAUGCCAGCGCAUAGUGCAAUACCAAGAAGACUGGUCGAACAUGCUGAGCAAUGUCACUACUUUUGCAGGCCGUGUCUAUUGAGUACAAUCUCAUUGAUGAAUAUAAAUCAGGACGAUCUCCCCGAGACCUGUGCAUAACCAACCCACAGUCACUCGUUUCUUCCCUUCUAAGAUGUACACUGCUUCGAUUCUCACCACGCUGCUAGCAGCUCCCCUCGCCCUGGCGGCUCCGCAUGUCUCCAUGCGUGCAGUUUCGGACAAUGUCAAGUGCCCAAUUGUUCUUGACGGCCGUGUGUCCAGUGCGCUUUCCAAGACCCCUACCGCGUUUGAUACCUCCAACGCUCUCUUCAACCCGGACUACGUCAAGGGCAACAACAUUACCUGGUCGCAGAUCCUGAAGUUCCCCGCCACUGAGGCAAGCCGCUUUGAUGGCUCAGCCAACACUGCUGUCGAAGUUACCAUCUCCGACCAAUCGAUUUUCCAGCAACAGUUCGGCUUUCGCCGUGCAGGUCUGCAGUUCGCAGCCGACUCUCCCCAAGACCCGAGCGAUGAGGGCAUCAAGACUCUGCAUUUCUCCGUAAAGCAGAAUCCUGCCAGACCGUUGAACCUGACUCACGAGUACCUUAACGCGUGGCACGAAGCAGCAGACUACAGUAACAAUCAGAUCCAAUUUCAAGUGGGCACUUUGAUUGACAACCCCUCUUCCAAGAAGAACAACUUUAAGAUCCUCGAUCGUGCAGGCAAGCAGAUCUGGGGUAUCCCGAUCGACUAUAAGAAAUGGCAGAACUUUGCCAUCAAGCUCGACUACACAAAGAACCAAACCACAGUGUACUACUCCGCCGGCGCGGCAAAGCUCGCCCGUGUUGCCGGUCCCACAAGCGUUAACCUUGCUGGUGGUGGUCAGUUCCAGAUCGGUAUCCUGAAGAAGCCUACAGGUACUUCUGACGUCGUCAACGCUGGCUACCAGUCACCGAACCUGAACGAGGGCCAGAUCUACGGUGGGCUGUUUGUUGAGGAUUCCGCGAAUGGAUGUGUAUCGCUUUGAGCGCGUACAUGAACUCUUGACCUCAUGGUGCACAUAAUUUGGCGGUUUGGUGUAUAUACUUGUACGGUGUGCCAGCGAACGUCUGGCGCGAGAAAUAUCUGCUUUUCACGACUGUACAUACUGGGUUUUUGAUGCCGAAAUACAUCGUUGAGCAUAUUCUAAAUUCGCACUUAUCUCCAACGACU
This is a messenger RNA of Boeremia exigua, 1348 nucleotides long. RefSeq lists its product as uncharacterized. Bases 291 to 1163 code for a protein of 290 amino acids. The record is from RefSeq and is a predicted model, not a curated record. NCBI's taxonomy places the organism in Eukaryota, Fungi, Ascomycota, Dothideomycetes, Pleosporales, Didymellaceae. The transcript is spliced from 2 exons.